UGACACAUUAUUUUCAUUCAAACACAAAAAAAUUGACAAUUCAUGAUUGUAUACAAUAGUCGAUUGUGGAAUGAUAACAUAACAUGAAAAAAUUUCUUUUUUCAUUCAUAUCAUUAGUAGUUGAUUGACAAUUGUUGUCAUUUAUCAUAUUUGCAUCAUAUCCGUGAUAAGCUGCGACAGCUUUUGUUGAAUAAUCACCAUUCUGUUUUUCUUCGAAACCCUUUACAAUCACAUUUUUGUUUUGUUGAUUCAACUUGAUCUCAGCUUGUAUAAUAAUUUUUUCCCAUUUCGAUUUGUGUAAACAAGUAUAUUCAUCAAGUGGUGGUGGUUCCAGUGUUAUAAUCGUACAGAAUAAAUCACUAAUGGCUACCUGUGGUGGAGCUUUGGUCAAAUUGGCCUUGGUAUUGUUUAACCUGGCCUUAUUGUGUAUCGGAAUUUUUCUCACCUAUACUGGCUUUUCAAUUUUCGACAAAAAUGAUCAAGAUUGGGACGUUAUUGUUCAGACAAACUUCAGAACAGGUUCCAUUGUUCUGAUUAUUUUUGGUAUAUUGAUCGCUUUGAUUGCCGCUAUUGGCGCCUUUGGUGCUUGUCUUGAAAGUAGCACUCUAUUGGACGUUUAUGGUUAUAUAAUUUUCUUUUUGGUUAUUGGAGAAAUCGUCCUGUUUUAUUAUAGCUUCAAAUACAAAGAUGAGUUAACCACAAACCUUGAAACGGGCAUAAAGAAAGCCAUACAACGAUAUCCUGGUGAUUCAAAAUUAGCUUAUGGCCUUCAAUUGAUACAGAAAUUUUUCCGUUGCUGUGGUUUCGAAGGUCCCAAUGAUUAUCCUUCUGGUGAUCUUCCUGCUAGUUGUUGCGAUCAAAUGUCCAAAGUAUCGGUACAAAAUCCAGCAGCCAGUUGUCCACGAAAUCAGAUAAUUUUUGAUCAUGGAUGUAAAAAUUCACCAUUCAUUGAAUCAACAUUGGGUUCGGUUACAUAUGCUGCAUAUGCAUUGAUUCUACUACAAUUAAUCGUUAUUUUAAUGGCUUGUUGUCUUUCACGAGAUCUUCGAGCUAUUUAAAAAUAUCGAAGAAGCACUGAAUUUUUACCAAUAAACAAAACACGCUCAUCAUACACCACAUAUAAACUAUCAUCAUCACUUUGUUUUCUUCAUUUUUUUUCCUUUUAACAUACUCUAUAUUUUUAUUUAUACCAAAUAACAAGCAAGCAAAGCAACAAGUUUAACAUUUUUAAAAUUCAUAAUUUCACACA
Molecule: messenger RNA, 1249 nt
Organism: Dermatophagoides farinae (American house dust mite)
Lineage: Eukaryota; Metazoa; Arthropoda; Arachnida; Sarcoptiformes; Pyroglyphidae
Product: 23 kDa integral membrane protein
Cellular component (GO): membrane
Source: RefSeq, a predicted model, not a curated record